Messenger RNA from Lycium barbarum (goji berry), 1490 nucleotides. RefSeq names its product F-box protein PP2-A13-like. NCBI's taxonomy places the organism in Eukaryota, Viridiplantae, Streptophyta, Magnoliopsida, Solanales, Solanaceae. The coding region runs from base 157 to 1020 and encodes 287 amino acids. The record is from RefSeq and is a predicted model, not a curated record. The transcript is spliced from 3 exons. Gene Ontology annotation, molecular function: protein binding.
UCUCCUCCUCGUCAUUCCAACAAUCAUUGCUCCUCUCUCUCUCUCUCUCUCUAAAAGAAAGAAAACAUCAAAAUCCACAAUUUCGGACAUUAACAUAGAGAACUUAAUCCCCUCUAAAAACCUACACCAUUUUUUUCAUUUCUUGUUUUUUCUCAUAUGGGGGCUAAUGCAUCUUCAAUUGAGACAAAUUCUGAUGAUAGGUUGAAUUGUCUUGCAUUAAAGCCUAAGCUUGAUGAUAUACCAGAGGCAUGUGUUGCUCUUGUGUUAUCUUAUCUUGAUCCACCUCAGAUUUGCAAGUUAGCCGGUAUUAACAGGGCUUUUCGUGCUGCUUCAUAUGCUGAUUUUAUUUGGGAACCCAAUUUGCCCUCUAAUUAUAAGUAUAUUCUUCAAGAAUUGCUUGGCCUGAAAGUUGACGGGCUUUUUAAAAAGGACCUUUUUGCUAAGUUAUCUCGUCCAAAGCCCUUUGAUGGUGGCACAAAGGAAGUAUGGAUUGAUAAGAAUAAUGGUGGGGUUUGUUUGGCGAUUUCAUCUAAAGGAAUGGCAAUUACAGGCAUAGAUGAUCGCAGAUAUUGGAAUCAUAUUCCGACGGAUGAAUCAAGAUUCCAAACUGUAGCUUAUUUACAACAAAUCUGGUGGCUUGAAGUUGAUGGGGACCUCGAGUUCCAAUUCCCAGAAGGGACAUAUAGCCUAUUCUUCAGACUUCAGCUUGGUAAGGUGACAAAGAGGCUCAAUCGUCGAGUCUGUAACUACGAGCACGUUCACGGCUGGGACUUGAAACCUGUCCAGUUUAAGUUAACAACAUCGGAUGGUCAUCGUGCCAUAUCCCGGUGUUAUCUGGACAAUGUAGGAACUUGGGUGCAGCACCAUGUGGGAGAUUUUGUUGUUACGGAUGGCACUCUUCCAACAAAGAUCAAAUUUUCCUUGAAACAGAUAGAUUGCACACAUACAAAAGGUGGUCUGUGUGUUGAUUCUGUGUUAAUAUGCCCUAGUAGCUCAGCUAAACAAUUGAGUUCUUGUUGAUUGCUUUUACAGCCAAAAAUCUUCUUAGGUGGCCAGAAUCUUUUUUUGUUCUUCUUUUUUCUGCCUAGCUGGGGAGGGGAUCAUUUUGUAUAUACUGUAGUUUUUUUUUUUUUUUUUUGAUGACAUGGGAACCCGCAGCCGCUACCCUUCGGGUGCGCACAGGGUAAAUCCAGCUCCGGUGUAAUAGCUCGCAAACCACACAGGAGAGAUAACCCGCACCAGGCAAGCCCAGUGCGACGAGCUCGACCCAGAAGGCAAAUCCCCUGCUGUCGUAGGCAGGGAGUUUCGAACCUAAGACCUCCAUGAUGAAAGCCCCAUGCUCAACCAAUUGAGCCACCCUUGCGGGUAUUGUAGUUUGUUUUCUCCCCCGAAAGUCCCUUCAUUUUUUCUUGUAGUUUCUAUUCAGCGCCUAGAGGUUCAGUUUUUUGUACAUUAGUCCAGGAAAUGUUAUUGGUAGUUGAUUUUGAGCA